Trichomycterus rosablanca is the source of this 4403-nucleotide messenger RNA. It is a transcript of the gene slc40a1, whose product is annotated as solute carrier family 40 member 1. The record is from RefSeq and is a predicted model, not a curated record. Gene Ontology annotation, biological process: iron ion transmembrane transport. The coding region runs from base 296 to 2005 and encodes 569 amino acids. Gene Ontology annotation, cellular component: basolateral plasma membrane. Gene Ontology annotation, molecular function: peptide hormone binding; iron ion transmembrane transporter activity. NCBI's taxonomy places the organism in Eukaryota, Metazoa, Chordata, Actinopteri, Siluriformes, Trichomycteridae. The transcript has 8 exons.
AGCGUUCACUGUGGCGCAAUUUUGGAUUUUAUUCCUUUUUUUUAUGCAUUUAUAGCCACAAAACCUCGAAAAAGAGGUUUAUUUCUUUCCGACUUCAGCUACAGUGAUAGCUAAGUUUGGAGGGGAGAAGAGGGAGAGAUUAUUCGUGUCGUUCGUAGGAAAUUAAGCUCUUGUUAUUGUUUUUUAUCUUGGACUGUGACUUGACAGCUACUGAAAAGGAAUAUAAACACAAAGACUGACCAGAACAUCUCUUAAUUAAUAAUAAUAAAUAUAAAUCUGAUCAAUUUAAAUCAACAUGGAGAAUACAGCAUCUAAAAAAGGCUGUUGUGAGAGACUGCAGAACUUCUUUACUUCUGCAAAGUUUCUCAUCUAUGUUGGACAUGCUCUGUCUACCUGGGGGGAUCGUAUGUGGAACUUUGCCGUGGCCGUAUUCCUGGUGGAGCUUUACGGGAACAGUUUGCUCCUGACUGCCGUUUACGGUCUGGUGGUAGCGGGAUCGGUCCUGCUCCUGGGGGCCAUCAUCGGGGACUGGGUGGACAAAAAUCCCAGACUGAAAGUGGCGCAGACGUCCCUCCUGGUCCAGAACUGUUCCGUUAUUGUGUGUGGAAUCCUGCUGAUGGUGGUGUUCCAGUAUAAAGAACAGCUCACAGACCUUUAUAACGGCUGGCUGCUGACCGGCUGCUACAUUAUGGUCAUCACUAUUGCCAACAUUGCAAAUCUGGCCAGUACCGCCAUGUCCAUCACUAUCCAGAGGGACUGGGUGGUGGUGGUGGCUGGAGAUAAUCGCAGCAACCUGGCAGACAUGAACGCCACGGUCAGGAUAAUCGACCAGCUCACCAACAUCCUGGCCCCGAUGCUGGUGGGUCAGAUCAUGGCUUUCGGCUCACACUUCAUGGGCUGCGGAUUCAUCUCGGGCUGGAACCUGUGCUCCAUGUGUCUGGAGUACUUCCUCCUCUGGAAGGUGUACCAGAAGACGCCGGCUCUGGCCAUCAAGGCCGGUCGGAAAGACACCGGCAGCCAGGAGAUGAAGCAGCUCAACAUUCAGAAGGAACUGGAGAUCAACGAAGCCCCGGUCGAGGGUUCGAAGCUGAUGAACGAGGUCGCGGCCGUGAAGAAUGCCGAAGACGAGAACCCGACUUACUGCUACCAGAUUUCGGAACCCUUGCGCACCUUCCGCGACGGCUGGGUGGCCUACUACAACCAGUCCAUCUUCUUCGCCGGGAUGUCGCUGGCCUUCCUGUACAUGACCGUCCUGGGCUUCGACUGCAUCACCACCGGUUUCGCCUACACGCAGGGUCUGAACGGGUCCGUGCUCAGCAUGCUCAUGGGAGCCUCGGCCAUCUCGGGGAUCUGCGGCACCGUGGCCUUCACCUGGGUGCGGAAGAAGUGCGGUUUGAUCCGGACCGGGUUCCUGGCCGGGAUGGCCCAGCUGCUCUGCCUGACGCUGUGCGUGGUGUCCGUCUUCGCCCCCGGGAGCCCGUUCGACUUGAGCGUGUCCCCCUUCCAGAGCAUGGUGAGCCAUCUGCUGGGAGACAAGGCCGAGCUGCCCGAAGCUCCUACCAUGGCCAGUCUGGUCACUACACAAGCUCAGAUUGGGCUGAACAUCUCCACCAUGCAGGCCGAAGAAGUCCCACACGUCGAGUCGUACCUGUCGGUCAGCUUACUCUUCGCUGGGGUCAUCGCUGCUAGAAUUGGUCUUUGGUCUUUCGACCUGACCGUGACUCAGCUCAUCCAGGAGAACGUCGCCGAGUCCGAACGAGGGGUCAUCAACGGCGUCCAGAACUCCAUGAACUACCUCCUGGACCUCCUGCACUUCAUCAUGGUCAUCCUGGCGCCCAACCCCGAGGCUUUCGGCCUGCUCGUCAUCAUCUCCGUCUCCUUCGUGGCCAUGGGUCACAUGAUGUACUUCAGGUUCGCCUUCAAGAGCCUGGGCACCCGGCUGUUCCUGUGCUGCUCGCCCGAGCAGAAGACGGACGCCGACGCCCCGUCCCUUCCGGCCGUCUAGACCGUCGGAGAGACGGUAUCCCUGCCACGCUGAUCUGUAUUACUCUCACAAGACGCUGCGCUAAGCGGCACGUAUCGUACUAACACGCUUGCACAGUCGGAGUAUUUACUGACACUUAACACCCGUAGAUCUUAUAAGCUAGAUUAGACGUAGGCGGUUUAGAAUGUUCGGGUUUUAGCUUUACGUGAACGAUCUGGGGCCACAUCAGACACAUUCACAACACAGUGCCGACAUCUGGAGCUAGCAACCGGCCGGGCGCCCAGAUGGAAGACGAUCGGCUUGUCUGAGGGAAGGAAGGAGGGAGGGGGGGGUUGGCUGAAGGGAUUCCUUAUAACUGCUGCCAUCACGACCUCUGCUGGCUGAUCGAGGAGCUGCACAGAGACGGGGGAUAACGGACAUCAGUGCGUGACUCUCCGUGCGCGAUACGGAUCCCCGGGUGAAAAGAGCUCACGGCUCUCCUCGGUCAGGAGCAGUAGAGGUGAAUUGGAUACGACUAAAUUGGGAGGAGAACUGUGGAGAAAAUGCACAAUAAACAGUAUCUCACUCAAAACUAAUAGAGAAAAAAGACAAUUUGUGCUCAUUUAAAAUAACAAAACAAUAAAACAGACAUAUUUUUCUCCUAAUGGUGCUGCCGACAGUCUUGAGCUCAGUAGUCCGACUUGCUGCUUGAAUGUGUUGCAUGUGCCCGGCUGUUGUGGCUGCCAGUGUGUUUCACACCGCAAUAUUUAUUUAGCUGUUUGUUUAGUUAGAUUGUACUUAGUUAACGCUAAUCGCCGUACCGUUUUAGCAGUAUAUUGUUACUUAUGCAAGCAGUUCAGGGGUAAAGUCUCUUCGACGAGGCGUACGGGGGUCCGCCAGGCACCUCUUUAUACCGUUUCUAUGCAUAUCAGAAAUGGAAUUCAGGAUAAGAAAGUGAGGGAACCACAACCACUCGUCCACUCUAUACAUUCCAAAUUCUAUGCAGAAUAUUCUAGAAUUUUGUAUUUUCUCAUGUGGCCCUGUUGCAGUUCACCACGCCCUGGUUUCUACUCACCAGUAAGCAUCCAGUGCCCAUCAGUGGACAGAUUAUUGCGACUGGGAGAGGGUCGCCUCCUUCCCCCUUUUUAUAGUACAGAGGUGCCAGUCCGUCGCAGUUAAAAUCAUGCCAGUUGUGCCAUGGACGGCUACACUGGCGCACAUUUGUCCUUUUUAAUGGGCUGAGACCUUUAAAAAGACCAUUAAAGACCACCAGCAUAGUGUGGAGGUGUACUCAAGCUGCCUCAGUGGAGAGGAUUCUAAUAAGGAUUCCCUCGUUAUUCAGUCAGAUCAUCACUCAGAAUCAAGUACCUCAGUAGGAGCAUUUUAAGGGAGCUAAGAAUUUAGACACGCCCUCUUCUCGGGAGUGUAGGAUGAUGGGAAAUGCGUCUGUGUACUGUCUGCCAGCCUUAGUUCUGUUUUUAAUACACAAACCAAAGCUCAGCAUUAAUGUCAGCUCUGCACAUUCUGCCCAACUCAAACUCCAACUUCAAGCCAAGCCAAGCUUUAACCUCGUCUCAAUCCUUGUAAAAACCGUCAGCGCGUGUGGAAAGUCAGGACGCCCGGGUGACCCACCCUCACCCAGCGUCGUGUAGAGUUUCUGCAGACGAGCAGGAGUACAAAAUAAACACGCUGGUAGAACCGGUCAGACGUCAGCGCUCAGAAUGUACACCAAAGUCAAAUUCCUUUCCUCCUGUCUGGCUAACGCGGCCGCCAGACUUCACGACCGGGGUGUUUUAUAUAACGCUGAGAGCCGCGGGUCAGCCGAAUGUAGGGAACAGGACGGGGAUUAUUCAGCUCUCGGGGUAGAACGCCGAGUCAGGGAAGAGCAGCCGGUCUGUUUAGGGAAACUUUGAGAUUCACCCCGUCAUGAAAGCGCAUUGUUUGCAACAGGGCACUGAUUUAAUCAUUCGAACUCUUUUAGGAUUCUUUUAGGGUUUGUUUUUUGUUUUUCAUGCCUAUAUUAUAAGGCAUUAUACUUUAUUAGAUUCCCUCCUUUCAUCAAAUGCAGCAAUUCACUUCAGUUUCUGAAUGUUUGUGAUCAUUAUUCGUGUGUAUCCUGUAUCAACUCUGUGUAUGAAUCAUUUUUGUAUUUGUAAAGUGUUUUUUACAUAUAUAAAUAUAUAAAUAUAUAUUAUUCUAGUGUGUUUAGAUUUUUAGGUUUUAGCAGCUUCAGUUUUUAAGUGUUAUAAUGAAACGUAUGACUGUAAUAUGCUGUACAAAUACAAACUGACGCACCUGAAAAUGCAAAUAUAAACAUGAUCGUGAUCGUGAUGGUGAUUUAUAUUCCCCGAGCGGGUCCGGCUCUGAGUUCGAGCUGUCCACUUGCGGGAUGUGUUGCACAUGCUUGCUUUUUGUUGCAAUAAAGUAUUUGUUAUCCAAA